CUGGUCAAAAAAAGCAGAAAGUCACGCAAAUUGCAUGAUGGCAGAGGAAAGAAAGAGAAAAGCCUCAGAUGAGCAUAUCAAUACGCAAGCCAAAAGGUCUCGGGGUGGAGGCAAGAAAUGGCGCGUCAAUCGACAUGCCCAGUCCAAUUCCAAUCCGCAGAAGCCUGAGGGCAAUGUAGGCUUAUCGCCAGGAGAUGCUGGUGUUUGGGCAACGUGCGAAUUAGGCAGGGAAGGCAAAUGUGUUAUGGAAUUGAAAAGUCUAUUCGAUGAGUAUAUUGAACGACUUUAUGGCGCCGAAGGGCAAGGCCAGGGCCGAUCUCAUGAAGAACAUGAAGAAGGUAGCCCGUCAGGGGAUGAAGACAUCGAGGCUGAAAUCAAGAGGGAACUGCAUGGGAUGAAGAAGCCGGCCUCACGGAAGCUUUUUGAGCAUGUGCGACUUGAUAUUCAAUGUGUGAUGUUCUUCAGAACACGAAAGCCUGUCGAUCCAGUCAAACUGGUUCAUGCCAUCUGCGAAGAUGCGUUCUCGCUGCCAGGCCAGAAACGGACUCGUUGGGUGAAGCGACUGACCCCAGUGACGUUAAUUGGCAAGGCAACUGAGAAAGGUGUUGAGGAAGUAGCGCAGCAAGUAUUGGCACCACAUUUCCAUUUUGAUCUCGAUCGCGAUCAUGAUUAUGAUCAUGAUCGAAACGAAGGACGCGGAAAAAGAUUCGCGAUUCGUCCGACCAUAAGAAACCACAACACAUUGACAAGGGAUGGGAUCAUCCGAAAAGUGGCCGCCGCUGUCGGCCCAGGGCACAAAGUUGAUCUGAAAGGAUACAAUCUACUUAUCCUGGUGGAAGUCUACAAGAAUAUCUGUGGUAUGAGCGUUGUACCUAGCGACUUUGAAAAGUUGAAGCGGUACAAUUUGUCCGAGCUCUUUGACCCCGCCACAGCAGCGGGUCAACCCAGUGACACUAGCGAGUCAAAUCAGACAUCGCGUGUCAAAACAACGGCAAAUUUGCCGAGCUCCUCGGGCGAAGGCGAGCAAUAGCGACCAAGAUAGCGCAAGGGUGGAAGAUCUGCAACCUUCUUAGAGCCUCUCUUCCUACGAAGUACUCCGUGCGUGCGUGCGUGUACAACGGAAACUACCUUAUGUGCUUCUGUUGUACUACCUUCUAUCAUUGCAGAGUGCGGUUAAUUUCUCUUACUCGCUGUGGAUAUUUGCUUAGAGAGCCUAAAUUGAAUAAGGGACUGUUUUAAUUCUUCGGUCAUUCAGACGGCUCCGUUGGUUGGACUAAGCACCCAAGACAUUUCUUCUGGCUCCUUCCGCCUUUUCAUACCGCCAUGUUGAUUAUGCAAUGGUGAAUUAUAUUAUCUCUUUCGUGACUAUCUCCGCAGAAGUGGGCCAAAAGGGGUCUCGGCAUUUGAUAAGCCCCAAUUCAGAGAAUUUGGAAUGCCGGAUAAUUCUUUGACCAACCCAUGAUUGUUGACUAGC
Xylona heveae TC161 is the source of this 1474-nucleotide messenger RNA. RefSeq lists its product as hypothetical. Gene Ontology annotation, biological process: tRNA modification. Lineage: Eukaryota; Fungi; Ascomycota; Xylonomycetes; Xylonales; Xylonaceae. The record is from RefSeq and is a predicted model, not a curated record. The transcript is spliced from 6 exons. Gene Ontology annotation, molecular function: RNA binding. The coding region runs from base 35 to 1030 and encodes 331 amino acids.